This is a messenger RNA of Cimex lectularius (bed bug), 402 nucleotides long. RefSeq lists its product as uncharacterized. The transcript is spliced from 3 exons. Lineage: Eukaryota; Metazoa; Arthropoda; Insecta; Hemiptera; Cimicidae. The record is from RefSeq and is a predicted model, not a curated record. Bases 31 to 297 code for a protein of 88 amino acids.
CCUCCGACUCACGUCAAGCGCACGUUCGAAAUGGCCCGCAUUGCUUUGUCCGCUCUUCUUUUGGCCACCGUCGUCAUGCUGAGCGUCAUCUCGUCCGGGAGCGCAGACGACGACCACAAACAUAAAAAGGUCAUCAUUCACGUCCCGUACAAGAUCCAUACCAUCCACCACCACACCGUGAAGAAAGUGCCAGUGUACCACUACUACGAUCACCACGACCACCACCAUCAUCAUCAUCACGUGCACAAGGAGGAAAAACACCACCCGCACAAAGAGGAACACCACGGUUGGGAAUGAACAUCGGAUUUUGGAACUGAUUUCGGCGUGAUGUGUCGUUUCCGGAUCAACUUGACGGAAAAUGACAUUUCUGUGAUACUACAAAUAUAUUUUUACCAUUGUAAA